Messenger RNA from Pundamilia nyererei, 1075 nucleotides. RefSeq names its product interleukin-1 receptor type 2-like. The transcript has 6 exons. NCBI's taxonomy places the organism in Eukaryota, Metazoa, Chordata, Actinopteri, Cichliformes, Cichlidae. The record is from RefSeq and is a predicted model, not a curated record. Gene Ontology annotation, biological process: response to bacterium. The coding region runs from base 8 to 1003 and encodes 331 amino acids.
UGUCAACAUGGUCAUAUUAUGGAUGGUAUUGGUUUUUCUCCAUGACGGCUAUUCUCUGGUUCCAGUGAAAACCGCUCAUCUUGGUGAAGCAGCAGCUUUAACAUGUGCUAGAACUACUAAAGAGAUCAGCAGUAGAGUCCAGUGGUACAAGCAGAGUGUCGGAGAUGCUCUUAAAUUAGUUGUUACAUUUUAUGGAACUACACAACCUGUUUAUACUCCAGAGUUUCCUGAAUCAAGAUUUGAGGCUAGAAUUGAUAAACAUUUUGGCAACCUGACGAUUGUGAAGACGGUCCAAGAAGAUGAGGGCUACUAUCACUGUGAGCAAGGCAGUUGUGUUAGUGGUGAAUGGAGCGGGAUGUAUUUGUUAGUAAAAGGAAACACUCAGAGGUCAUCAAACUAUAUCGUUGUCCAAAAGCAGAUGGAAUCAAAUCCAGUCUAUUCAGGAGACACAGCGACUCUCGAGUGUUCAGUCUUCUCCGAUUCUGAGAACAAGACGUGUCCAGGAGAUCAUAAUGUUUUCUGGUUCAGAGCGGGAUCUCAUCCAAACAUCAUCUACACUGACGGGAAAAGACAUAAUGAAUAUGAGAACAGAUCUAACCCUCAGAAAAGAUGUGUUUAUCGCUUCUCUAAGAGCGUCAGCUCCUCUGAUGCUGGGACUUACUACUGCGCUGUGGCCGCAUGUGGGGAAAUAAUAUCUGGAAAUGGAACUACACUUAAUAUUCAAGAGCAAACAACACAACCAGUAUUUAUUCAAAUGACAAUAUUAAUAGCCUGUUUGGCUGUUUCUGUUAUUGGAAACGUUUUCUUCAUCUGCAACCGAAGGAUAUGUAAAAAAUGUAAAGGAAUAGGAAAUGCUGUAUCGAAAGUACAAACUGACAACUUGCACCAACCAACUGAAGCUAAUGAUGAAAUAAACUAUGCUGCACUGAAUUUUUCUGCUAGAGAAACAAGAGCGAGAAGGGCAGAGUUUGCUGAGAACCGUGUGCUCUCUAUGUUGAGUUGAAUGCUAAAGGAAAUGUUGAGCAUGUCCUGAAUUUUAAAAUAAACCUCACAUUGUGUUACAGAUCCCAUGCCU